Molecule: messenger RNA, 970 nt
Organism: Physella acuta
Lineage: Eukaryota; Metazoa; Mollusca; Gastropoda; Physidae
Source: RefSeq, a predicted model, not a curated record
AUGACGUCACUCUGUCAGCUGGUCACGCUCGGCUGGUUGCUGGGACAGGCAGGUGCAGGUGCAGGUGCAGGUGCAGGUGCAGGUGCAGGUGCAGGUAUCAGACCUUAUGGCGACGAUUCCCAGACUCAAAUGUCAAGUUCGUUUAGUCGACGGUCAAGGCCACAUCACUCCCUAGCCAAUCAGAAGCCGAAAGAAAAAAGUUUCUCGCCAGCCGCUCUGCUGCAGGGAGUCUGGGCUAACGCCGGACCACUCGCCUCCACAAGUGACCCAGACACGGCGGCCUUCACCCUGCACAACAUGGUGUCAAGGAAAAUACAAAACCCCGCCCUGUACACAGGGUCAAGGCUGCUGCUGGCCCUCAUCAGGGAACAGUGCACGAGACUGGUGACGUCAGUAGCGGUGGAUGACGUCAGAAUCUUUUGUCUCCAGUUUAACGGCAGGCUGACGUAAGCAGCCCGGGUAAUGACGUCAGCCAGGAGCUUUGAUCUACACAAGUAUUCAAUGUCAAGGUCAGACACUUGGGCUCAAGGUCAAUCGACUACAACUGGACUCACGGUCGUUUUACGCACGCAUUAAGUCGUCAUCGAGUGGUACGUGUCAAGGUUUCACUGACCUUGACUUGAGAGAGUCCGGCCGAUGACCACAACCAAUCAGACAGCCAGACGAUGACCUACCCAGUCGUCUGCCAUGUUGAGGUCUUUGUGGCAAAAGUCAAACGAUGAUUUCUUGACAAUUUCCGUUUUUUUUUUUGUGGCAAAAGUCAAACGAUGAUUUCUUGACAAUUUCCGUUUUUCUACUGACCUAAACUUUUCAACUGAAGUCGACUUUGCCCAACCCUGCGUUUUAGUUGCAAAUCCUUUUUAGAUGGUCAAAGGGACGGUACUGAGCAUAAAUACAACGUUCAUUCCGUUUACUUGAAUAGCUUCCCUUUCAACAUAAAAUACUUUAGUUUUUUUUUAAAUUACAUUGU